Molecule: messenger RNA, 747 nt
Organism: Ilex paraguariensis (yerba mate)
Lineage: Eukaryota; Viridiplantae; Streptophyta; Magnoliopsida; Aquifoliales; Aquifoliaceae
Source: the annotation of a GenBank genome assembly
ACUCCACAUUCUUCACACCUAAGACUUCACACCACCAUCCCUAACCACCAAAACCACCAUGGCGAUGGCUUUCAAGAUGGCGACGACGGGUAUGUGGGUGACGGAUGAGUGCAAGAACUCGUUCAUGGACAUGAAGUGGAAGAAGGUUCACAGGUACAUCGUGUUCAAGAUUGAUGAAGGAUCGAGGUUGGUGACCGUUGAUAAGGUCGGUGGGCCCGGAGAAAGCUACGAUGAUCUGGCUGCUUCUUUGCCGAAAGAUGAUUGCCGAUAUGCCGUGUUCGAUUUUGAUUUUGUCACCGUCGAUAAUUGCCGGAAAAGCAAGAUCUUCUUCAUCGCAUGGUCUCCAACAGCAUCAAGAAUCAGAGCAAAAAUUCUGUAUGCAACCUCAAAAGCUGGGUUGAGGAGAGUGCUGGAUGGCAUUAGCUAUGAAGUUCAGGCAACAGAUCCAACUGAGAUGGGAAUGGAUGUAAUUAAGGACAGAGCCAAAUGAGAUUGAUUUGGUGAUUACCACCAAAUCUUUUUUGGCAUCUCAUUUUAAUUUAAUUACUCCACUUAUAGAGGUGCUUUUGCUGUUGUUGUUGCUGUUGUUCCCACUAUGCUAAUUUCUGGUUCUGAUGUAAGCUAAUCUUCUAAUUUUGCAAUAAUUGUCGUGUCCUGUGUUUGGGCUUUUGAUGUUUCAAACCUAAAUAUUAGAGGUAUGUUACCGAAAAAUUAUGAGAAUAUUAGGUCUUUUUUCAACAAAUGAGA